CGCACAGUACCUAUUAUAUAUAUAUAUAUAUAUAUAUUGUUGCCAGGGAUUGAAGAUCCCCUUUCGGAAAUAAAUUAAAAGGUAGUAACAACCACCUGAGUGGUUUGGAAAUCUUACUAUAUAUUGCUUGUCUCCCAAGAUAUAUAGAGUGGAAAAAUGGGAAAGGAAAAAGGCAUGAGUGUGGUCGUAAAGAAGAGGAAGAGUUCUAUACUAUCCAUAUUCAUGCAUGCAGAUGGUGUAGACUUGUGGUUGAUGGCUCUUGGGAUCCUUGGAUCCGUUGGUGACGGGUUCUCUACGCCGCUGGUGUUGUUUAUCAGUAGCCGGUUGAUGAACAAUAUCGGCGUUGCCUCAGUUUCUUUAACACAGAAUUUUCAGUGUAACUUCAAUAGGAACGCAGUGGCUCUUGUGUACUUGGCCUGUGGGUCAUUCGUCGCUUGCUUCCUAGAGGGGUAUUGUUGGACCAGAACAGGCGAGAGACAAGCCACAAGGUUGAGAGCUAGAUAUUUGAAGGCAGUGUUGCGGCAAGAUGUGGGUUAUUUUGAUUUGCAUGUGACAAGCACAUCCGAGGUCAUCAAAAGUGUCUCAAAUGACAGCCUCGUAAUUCAAGAUGUUAUAGGCGAAAAGGUCCCAAAUUUUUUGACGAAUGCUUCUAUGUUCGUUGGAAGCUAUAUAGCAGCGUUCUUAUUGCUAUGGAGACUAGCUAUCGUGGGGUUCCCAUUUAUUGUGCUUUUGGUAAUACCUGGUUUGAUGUACGGGAGAACUCUGAUGGGACUGGCGAGGAAUAUGAGGGAAGAGUAUAAUCAUGCGGGUAUGAUAGCAGAACAGGCGAUAUCUUCUAUCAGAACCGUUUAUGCGUUUGUGGGGGAGAGCAAGGCAAUUGCAGCGUUCUCUGCAGCUUUACAGGGGUCGGUGAAGUUGGGUUUAAGGCAGGGGUUGGCUAAAGGUUUGGCCAUCGGAAGCAACGGCGUUGUCUUUGCUAUUUGGUCUUUCAUGUCUUACUACGGUAGUAGACUUGUCAUGUACCAUGGCGCCGAGGGUGGUACUGUUUUCGUUGUUGGAGCCGCCAUUGCCGUUGGUGGAUUAGCUUUAGGUGCUGCUUUAUCCAACUUGAAGUACUUCUCUGAAGCAAUGUCAGCGGGAGAACGUAUUAUGGAAGUGAUAAAAAGAAUCCCCAAGAUUGACUCCGACAACAUUGACGGCCAGAUUUUAGAGAGAGUCUCAGGCAACGUUGAAUUUAGAAACGUCGAAUUCGCAUACCCAUCAAGACCGGAGAGCAUUAUCUUCAAAGAUUUCUGCCUAGAGAUACCAGCAGGAAAGACUGUAGCUUUGGUGGGUGGGAGUGGCUCCGGAAAAUCCACUGUGAUAGCACUGUUGCAGAGGUUUUAUGACCCACUUGGGGGAGCGAUAUUUCUUGAUGGGAUUGCCAUUGAUAAGUUGCAGCUCAAGUGGCUAAGGUCGCAGAUGGGUUUGGUGAGCCAAGAGCCUGCACUUUUUGCGACCACCAUUAAAGAGAACAUACUUUUCGGUAUGGAGGAUGCUGCCAUGGAAGAAGUUGUCAAGGCUGCCAAAGCUGCUAACGCUCAUAAUUUUAUAUGUCAGCUCCCUCAGGGAUUUGAUACCCAGGCCGGCGAGGGAGGUGUUCAAAUGUCAGGAGGACAGAAGCAGAGGAUCGCCAUUGCGCGAGCAAUAAUCAAGAAACCCAGAAUCCUCCUCCUAGAUGAGGCAACAAGUGCAUUAGACUCGCAGUCCGAACGGCUUGUCCAAGAAGCCCUAGACAAGGUUGCCAUUGGCCGCACCACCAUCGUAAUUGCUCACCGCUUGUCCAGCGUUCAAAAUGCCGACCUGAUUGCUGUCAUUCAAAACGGUCGAGUCAUGGAGACAGGUUCACACGACGAGUUGAUCCAAAACAAACAUGGGUUUUACACUUCCCUUGUCCAUCUUCAACAGACCGAGAAACAGACAGACCCAGAAGAAGUCACUUGUGCCAAUUCAUCAUCUUCUAUAUCAAACAUAGACACCAACAACACGAGCAGCCGGAGGCUUUCCAUGGCGAGCAGGUCAAGUUCUACCAACUCGGUAGCACCGACCCGGGCUUUAGUUGCUGGAGAAAAUCAGGUAGAAGUUACAAAUUUUCCACUGCCAUCGUUUCGAAGGUUGUUAGCUUUGAAUCUUCCUGAGUGGAAGCAAGCAUGCUUGGGGUGUUUGGGUGCUAUACUGUUUGGUGCUGUUCAACCGGUGUAUGCGUUCGCCAUGGGGUCCAUGAUCUCGGUGUAUUUUUUGAAAAGCCAUGAUGAGAUUAAGGAAAAGACAAGGAUUUACUCACUUUGUUUUCUUGGGUUGGCUGUGUUGUCACUGUUGAUUAAUAUCAUUCAGCACUAUAAUUUCGCUUACAUGGGAGAGAACUUGACGAAGAGGAUUAGAGAGAGGAUGCUUUCCAAGAUGCUCACUUUUGAAGUUGGUUGGUUUGAGAAAGAUGAGAAUUCUAGUGGUGCCAUUUGCUCUAGACUCGCCAAAGAUGCUAAUGUGGUGAGGUCUUUAGUGGGUGACAGAAUGGCCCUUCUGGUACAGACCUUCUCGGCUGUAGCUGUGGCCUGCACAAUGGGCAUGGUCAUUUCAUGGAGGCUUGCCAUUGUCAUGAUUGCGGUCCAGCCGAUCAUCAUAGUCUGCUUCUACACUAGACGUGUCCUACUCAAAAGCAUGUCCAGCAAGGCCAUGAAAGCCCAAGAUGAAAGUAGCAAGCUUGCUGCUGAAGCAGUUGCCAAUCUCCGUACUGUCACCGCCUUCUCUUCGCAAGAUCGAAUCCUACGAAUGCUUGAAAAGGCCCAAGAAGGACCGCGACGAGAGAGCAGGAGACAGUCAUGGUAUGCAGGUAUUGGGCUUGGUGCUUCUCAAAGCCUCACAACUUGUACUUGGGCUUUAGACUUUUGGUACGGCGGCAGACUUCUCUCCAAGGGUCAGAUCACAACUGAAUCUCUUUUUGAGACCUUCAUGAUAUUGGUAAGCACUGGCCGCGUCAUUGCUGAUGCAGGUAGCAUGACCUCUGACCUUGCUAAGGGCUCAAAUGCUGUUGGGUCAAUCUUUGCCGUUUUAGAUCGAUACACGGGAAUUGUGCCUGAAGAUCCAGAAGGUUACCAACCUGAGAAGAUAAUGGGCAGAGUGGAAAUUCGAGAUGUGGAUUUUGCAUACCCAGCUAGGCCGAAAGUGAUAGUCUUCAAAGGCUUCUCGAUCGACAUCGAAGCUGGGAAAUCAACAGCUUUGGUAGGACAAAGUGGGUCCGGAAAAUCAACCGUCAUAGGGUUGAUUGAGAGAUUCUAUGACCCAUUAAAAGGCUCGGUGAAAAUCGAUGGUAGAGAUAUAAGGUCCUUCAAUCUUCGAUCCUUAAGGAAGCACAUUGCCCUUGUUAGCCAAGAGCCAACACUAUUUUCUGGAACUAUUAGGGAGAACAUCGCUUACGGAGCAUCUAAUAAAGUUGAGGAAACAGAGAUUGCACAGGCUGCUAGACUAGCCAACGCUUACGACUUCAUUGCAGGCCUAAAGGACGGGUUUAACACUUGGUGCGGCAAUAGAGGUGUGCAACUAUCUGGGGGGCAGAAGCAACGCAUUGCGAUAGCCCGUGCCAUUCUUAGAAACCCCUCCAUGCUAUUGCUAGACGAGGCAACUAGCGCGCUAGAUAGUCAGUCGGAGAAGGUAGUGCAAGACGCAUUGGAGUGUGUGAUGGCGGGGAGGACCAGUGUGGUGGUGGCGCACAGGUUAAGCACCAUACAAAGCUGUGACAUGAUUGCUGUGUUGGAUAAAGGGAGGGUGGUGGAGAGGGGGACCCAUUCAUCUUUGCUAGCAAAGGGCCUUGGUGGAGCGUACUACUCACUAGUCAAUCUCCAAAGGAAACCGAUCAAUACUAGCCAUCCAUCCAACUAAAAAGUUGCAUUGACCGGCUUACAAAUGAGCCCCUUUUAACAGGCCAUGCAAAAAACAACAAACAAAAACCAAGUUAUAUUGUCUCUAUCUUAGCAUGCAUUGACGUGAAAUUGUCUAUUACUCAUCAGAUGAGUUUUCACUUUUACAAUCUAUAAAUCCAAUUAUAGAUUUGUAACGUCUUGAACGAGAAUGUAAUCAAUAAGCAAAUAAUUAGAUAUAUUCAAAAUACAAUCUUAUUGUAAUAUGUAAUAUUAUUUGAA
Juglans regia (Persian walnut) is the source of this 4175-nucleotide messenger RNA. Its product is annotated as ABC transporter B family member 15-like. Gene Ontology annotation, molecular function: ABC-type transporter activity; ATP binding; ATP hydrolysis activity. Gene Ontology annotation, cellular component: membrane. The transcript is spliced from 7 exons. Gene Ontology annotation, biological process: transmembrane transport. The record is from RefSeq and is a predicted model, not a curated record. NCBI's taxonomy places the organism in Eukaryota, Viridiplantae, Streptophyta, Magnoliopsida, Fagales, Juglandaceae. Bases 157 to 3915 code for a protein of 1252 amino acids.